Aegilops tauschii subsp. strangulata is the source of this 1896-nucleotide messenger RNA. Its product is annotated as glycosyltransferase BC10. Gene Ontology annotation, cellular component: membrane. The record is from RefSeq and is a predicted model, not a curated record. Gene Ontology annotation, molecular function: glycosyltransferase activity. NCBI's taxonomy places the organism in Eukaryota, Viridiplantae, Streptophyta, Magnoliopsida, Poales, Poaceae.
CCACCACCACCACCACCACCUCGUCUCCCCUCCCUCCCACCACCUCCGCCACCGCCCACCGCCCAGCUCCAGCCCUAGCUCCGAUCUCGCCGCCGCCGGGCCCCGGAUCCCGCCCCGCGACGAGACGCGCCACGGCCUCCUGGUCCUGGGCACGACGCUCCCUCCUCCCGCUCCGCCUUGCGUAAAGGUGGCAGCAUUGGGGGGAUAAUUUUGUUCUCACCCUGUGUGGUACGUGGCAUGUAGUUUUGGCGUUCUGAAGUAUAUGCGGAGGGUAUAAUCCGGGUAUAUUACUCUUGAUUCUGCAAUGGCAAGGAGAUGAAAGUACCGCGGGUGUGGCAGCGGGGCAGCAAGGACAUGACAGCCAUGCCACAUCCGCGCCACCGCACUGCCAAGAAGCCCAUGUGGAUAAUUGUGCUACUGUCAAUUGUUUGUGUUUCGUUGAUCAGGGCUUAUGUCUAUCCUCCACGGCGCUACUCGACCUGUUACUUCUUUGCUUCAAGUGUUUGUACUCCCUUUAAGGAUUGGCUCCCUGCUGUGACCCGGCGGGAGCUGACCGAUGAAGAAGUUUUUUCGUCUGUGGUUAUCAGGGAUUUGCUUUCAAUGCCUAUGCCCGUGUCCAAGAAUCCAAAGAUUGCAUUUAUGUUCUUGACACCUGGUUCAUUGCCCUUCGAGAAAUUGUGGGAGAAAUUUUUGCAGGGCCAUGAGGGACGAUAUUCCAUCUAUAUCCAUGCGUCGCGUGAAAAGCCUGUGCAUUCUAGUCCUUUGUUUGUGGGCCGAGAAAUUCGCAGUGAAAAGGUAGUAUGGGGCAGGGUUUCAAUGGUUGAUGCAGAGAAAAGGCUGUUAGGAAAUGCAUUGCUAGACAUUGAUAAUCAAUUUUUCGUCUUGCUUUCUGACAGCUGUAUUCCACUACAUACAUUUGAUUACAUCUAUAAUUAUCUGAUGGGAACAAAUGUUAGCUUCAUUGACAGUUUCCUGGAUCCUGGUCCUCAUGGAAGUGGAAGGUAUUCUAUAGAAAUGUUUCCUGAAAUAGAGCACAGGGACUUCAGGAAGGGUGCGCAGUGGUUUGCUAUAACAAGAAGGCAUGCUAUACUGAUUAUGUCAGACAACCUCUACUAUCGUAAAUUCAAGCUAUAUUGCAAGCCAACAGUGGGACGGAACUGUAUCGCUGAUGAGCACUAUUUGCCAACCUUGUUCAAAAUAGUAGAUCCUGGUGGGAUCUCUAAUUAUUCAGUGACACAUGUUGACUGGUCUGAGGGGAAAUGGCAUCCGAGGUCCUAUAGAGCUGCUGAUAUUACCUAUGAACUCUUAAGAAACAUAACGUAUUUCAAUGAGAUUGUGCACAUUGCAAGUGAUGAGACUAGAACUGUGACAUCGACCCCAUGUAUAUUGAACGGAAGAAAGAGACCAUGCUUCCUUUUUGCAAGAAAAUUUUACCCAGAUGCUGUCAACAAUCUACUGAAGCUAUUUCCCAGUUACACAUCUGCUUGAAUUCUACACGAUUCUUUGCCAUUGGCCUAGGAUUCCCCUAGGAUUUUUUCUUUUAUGUAAAUUUUGCAAUUGAUACUUAGCUUCUUAACAGAGAUCCAGGGCCAGAGACAUGUCGUUGCUACAACAAUAGCGACGCCCUGUCAUUCUGGGACCCUAGGUAGGGCUGAUGUGAUAUCUAUUUAGUAUAUGGACACUGCCCUCAUUGUAAUCCAUUGUGCCUUGUGCAUGUUUCUGUUAGCUGUCCAUUUCACCUUUUCCUCUCAUUCUUGUAUUUCUAGCUUUCCCUUUUUAGUUUCCUAGCUCCCAUCUCUUGAGGAACAGGGUUUUUGUCACGUUCAGCCCAUUCUUUUUGGACACAUAUUAUGAAAUGAGAGCAGCCUUAUAGUCUAGCUUGCUCAGUUUUGCCCA